Molecule: messenger RNA, 2516 nt
Organism: Salmo salar (Atlantic salmon)
Lineage: Eukaryota; Metazoa; Chordata; Actinopteri; Salmoniformes; Salmonidae
Product: large neutral amino acids transporter small subunit 1
Biological process (GO): amino acid transmembrane transport; neutral amino acid transport
Cellular component (GO): membrane
Molecular function (GO): neutral L-amino acid transmembrane transporter activity; L-amino acid transmembrane transporter activity
Source: RefSeq, a predicted model, not a curated record
UAAGUGGGCGUAGGCUAGGUAGCAGCAUCACUAUCACCACAUCAAGCACCACACUAGGUCUGCUGCCUCCUCUCCUGCACUACAGUAGUACACUGGCGAGAGGGAGAGAAAGGGGAUGAGAGAUAGAGGGAGAGAGCGAGAGAGAGACAAAGUGUAUGAGAGAGAGAGCGUGUGAGAGUAAAAGAAGGAGGUAGACAUUGGAGGAGAGAGAAAGAGAGAGGUGUGAGAAAGAUAGAGAGAGAGAGAGAGAGACAGCUGAGGGGAAGGUAGGGAGGAGGAAGAGAGCAAAAAGAAAGGAAGGAAAAGGAGAGAAGGGGGCUAAAGGAAGACAGGAUGGCAGAGCCAGAGCUGAAAUCACAGAGCAGCCUGGAGAGCUUGAAGAAGGCAGCCGAGGGCCAAGAGAAGAUGGAGGCUGAGGCGGUUCCGGACAACCCAGACAAGCCUCCUUCGCCGGACAAGCCUCCAUCCAAGCCUCUGUCCCAAUCCACCAUUACCGACACCGGCACCGUGGCAGCCACCACCCCUACUGCCGAUGCCUCCUCCCCAGCCAAGGCAGCGGGCGGCAAGAUCGAGCUGAAGCGCAGCAUCACGCUCUUCAACGGUGUGGGCAUGAUCAUCGGCACCAUCAUCGGCUCGGGCAUCUUCAUCACGCCCACAGGGGUGGUAAAGGAGGCUGGCUCGGCCGGUCUGUCGCUGGUGGUGUGGGCCGUGUGCGGUGUGGUGUCCACCAUGGGCGCCCUGUGCUACGCCGAGCUGGGCACCACCAUCACCAAGUCGGGUGGAGACUACACCUACAUCCUGGAGGUGUACGGCGAGCUGGCCGCCUUUCUCAAGCUGUGGGUGGAGAUGCUGAUCAUCAGGCCAUCCUCCCAGUACGUGGUGUCGCUGGUGUUCGCCACCUACCUGCUCAAGCCCCUCUACCCAAACUGCAGUGUGCCCGACAGUGCCGCCAAGCUCAUUGCUUGCCUCUGCCUCACAUCAUUGACCUUUGUGAACUGCAUCAGCGUGCGGGCUGCCACCAAGGUCCAGGACUUGUUCACUGCGUCAAAGCUCCUGGCCCUGAUCAUAAUCAUCGUUUUUGGAUUCAUUCAGAUCGGUACAGGUGAUGUGCCAUACCUGACACCAGAACUGGCGUUUGAAGGCAGCAAAUGGGGAGUCGACAACAUUGUGUUGGCUCUAUACAGUGGACUCUUUGCUUUUGGUGGCUGGAAUUACCUGAAUUACGUGACAGAGGAAAUGAUCAAUCCAGAGAGAAACCUGCCACUGUCCAUCAUUAUCUCCAUGCCCAUUGUGACUGUGGUGUACGUACUGACCAAUCUGGCCUACUUCACCACUAUCCCCCCGAGUGUGAUGGUUGAGUCCGAGGCAGUAGCUGUGAUCUUUGGGGAGUACCAUCUUGGUGUGAUGUCCUGGCUCAUCCCUGUCUUUGUGGGGCUGUCCUGCUUCGGAGCGGUCAAUGGAAGCCUGUUCACCUCAGCACGGCUGUUUUAUGCUGGCGCUCGAGAGGGUCAGCUCCCUGCUGCACUGGGAUUGGUCCACACUGACCUCUUCACUCCAGUGCCCUCCCUCAUUUUCACGUGUUUCCUGUCCAUGCUGUAUGCCUUGUCCAAGGACAUCUUCUCAGUCAUCAACCUGUUCAGUUUCUUCACCUGGCUGUGUGUUGGCAUGGCUAUCGCCGGCUUGCUGUGGCUCCGCUGGACCAAGCCAGAGCUCAGGAGACCCAUCAAGAUUUGGUUGGUGGUCCCUGUGGUGUUUGUGCUGGGCUGUGUCUUUAUGAUCGUGGUGUCCUUCUGGGCAGCUCCCUUUGAGUGCCUGAUAGGCAGCGGGAUUAUCCUCACUGGUAUCCCCGCCUAUCUUCUGGGGUACAAGUGGAAGAAGCCCCACGUUGUAAAGAAAGUCCUAGAGAUCUUUACUCUGUUCUGCCAGAAGAUUUUUAUGUCUGUUCCAGAAGAGCGGGAAGAGAAGGAAUCAGCCGAAGUAGCUGAAGAAGUCGAAACAACAAAGGACGACUGAGUCAAUCUUUUAGUUGGAACAUUACAUGUUUACACUCAUUAUUGCUUUUGUGACAGAGUUCAAUGACUCUUGGUAAAGUAGGGUUUAUACAUAUAGGGUUUAUAUGUAUGCUUCGGUGUACAUAUUUUGUAUUUUACAUGCAUUUUCAUACUGUAUCAUCCCUUUGUACUCUCUCCAGCAAUUCAAUUACAGUUAUUACACUUUCCAGUCGUAUAGAGUACUUCAAACAUCCUCACAUUUUACCUUACCUAACCUUUUGUAUUUUAUUUUUACCUAUUUUGUUCUUCAGUAUUCAAUAGACCCGAAUUAAGAUAACAAAAAGAGGAGUCAGGAAACAGACAAAAUAGUCAUAUUUUCAUCAAGUUUUGGUAUGGUCCCGAGACAAUCAUCCAAAUCUAGAUAACUACACUACCGGUCAAACGGUUUAGAACACCUACUCAUUCAAGGGUUUUUCUUUGUUUUUACUAUUUUCUACAUUGUAGAAUAAUAGUAAAGACAUCAAA